Chelmon rostratus (copperband butterflyfish) is the source of this 993-nucleotide messenger RNA. Its product is annotated as adenosine receptor A1. Gene Ontology annotation, biological process: G protein-coupled adenosine receptor signaling pathway. The transcript is spliced from 2 exons. Bases 1 to 993 code for a protein of 330 amino acids. The record is from RefSeq and is a predicted model, not a curated record. Gene Ontology annotation, molecular function: G protein-coupled adenosine receptor activity. NCBI's taxonomy places the organism in Eukaryota, Metazoa, Chordata, Actinopteri, Chaetodontiformes, Chaetodontidae. Gene Ontology annotation, cellular component: synapse; dendrite; membrane.
AUGUCUUCCUCUCCUGGAAUCAAGCCUCGGGAGCAUGUGGACAUGAUGUACAUCUCCAUUGAGACAGCCAUUGCGCUGGCCUCUGUGCUGGGGAACGUGCUGGUGGUGCUGGCUGUGUGUGUGAACCGGGCUCUCCGCAACACCACCUUCUGCUUCAUCGUGUCGCUGGCCGUGGCUGACAUAGCCGUGGGGGUUCUGGUCAUCCCUCUGGCUAUCAUCAUCAGUCUGGGGUUUAACACUCAGUUCUACACCUGCCUCUUCCUCUCCUGCCUGCUGCUCAUCAUCACCCAGAGCUCCAUCCUCUCGCUGCUAGCUAUCGCCAUCGACCGAUACCUGCGAGUCAAGAUUCCCACCAGGUACAGCACCAUCGUGACCCAGAGGAGAGCAUAUGUGGGAGUUUGUCUGUGCUGGAUCCUCUCCUUCCUCACUGGACUGGUUCCAAUGAUCGGAUGGAAUAACCGCGCUGAUCAGAGAAACCUCAACAUUUCCAGCGACAUUGUGUGUGAAUUCACCACCGUCAUGAGGAUGGACUACAUGGUGUACUUCAAUUUCUUCGGCUGGGUGGUGGUACCGCUGUCCGUAAUGAUCGCGCUGUAUGGGGAGAUCUUCAGGGUGAUCCGGCGGCAGCUGAACCGGCGUGCUGAAGCCACUUGUGAUGGAGACAGGUACUAUCGGAAGGAGCUGAAGCUGGCCAAAUCACUGGCCUUGGUGGUCUUCCUCUUUACUGUGUGCUGGCUGCCAAUACACAUCAUGAACUGCAUCAACUUCUUCUGCCCAAACUACCACGUACCCAAGUUCGCCAUGUACGUAGGCAUUUUCAUGUCCCAUGUGAACUCAGCAGUCAACCCGCUGGUUUACGCAUUCAGGAUAAAGCGGUUCCGUGUCACGGUGAUCCAGAUCGCUCGCCGUUGCAUGUUAUGCAAACCUGCAGAGCCCACUCCAUGCCCCACCAGCACACCAGCCCUGACAGAGAAAGUGGAUGUAAACCUGUAA